CAAGUCUCGUCAGGAGAACGCGAAUUCUCGAGACAUCGCCAUUUUCUGUUGACUUCCCGUAAAAGAUGAUAGACUGAUAUUUACAUCCUUGUAAUGGCUUGACAACAUCUAAGCGUGGACACAGCGAGAGCUGACGUAACAGACCAUGCCAUUUAUACAGCGGUGUUUGGAACCCAUCAACGUUAGUCGGGUAGAGGUAGAAAAGGGCAUUAAAAAUGAGCUGGAAUGUGUGACCAAUCACACGCUCAGUAACAUCAUUCUACAGCUCAGCAGCCUCAGUAAGCAUGCGGAGGACAUGUUUACCGAGCUGUCACAGGAAGUGCAGACGUUCACCGACCGCACGCGGCAGCUCCAGGGUAGAAUAGACCAUCUACAGGAGAAGGUCACCAGGCUAGACGCUGCUGGAGAGCUAGUAUCCAUCCAUGAUAUACACCUGAGGAAACCUUACAAGAGUUCUACCCAACAUGACCAACAGGUGGUGUCCCGGUCUACAAUACCACGGUGUAUACUGAAGGCUUACAGUCAGUGUGAGGCCACGCCGGCGCUGGACAAACUUAACCCAUACAGAGAGGAUGGCCGGGACAGUGUGAAGUUUUACACAGAUCCAGGGUAUUUCUUUGAAUUAUGGUUCCAAGACAUCCAGAAAGAUAUAGAAAAUAGGAAAACGGAACUAAAAGCCAAGAGAAAAAAGAGACCACAGAAGCCAAAUCAACAAAAGAAAGCCCCGCGACAGGUGCAGACAGUAGUGGAGAAAUACCGAGAUAUGAAGCAGGGAGUGGAGUUCUCCAACAAAACAGAUUACGCUGAUCCAGCUAAACUAAACAUACAAACAAACCAACCACGACCGGGAAGUUUGGAGGUGCAAACAAGAAAACCAGACGGAGACCAUAGGGGCUCACGGCCUCCUCAGAAUGGGCCACACUAUUCUCAGGAUGUGUCAAGACAGUCUAACUUUCAAAAUGAGAACAAUAAUUACAUUGGCCAGCCUGGAGGUCACCAUCCUCAAAGCAUUCAAAACCAGUUAUCGCCUCAGCAGAACCGCAUGUCAAAUAUGUCACACAGAGGAUCCUCUGGGAGUAUUGGUGCCUCAAGGCCCAGUCAGCCCCCUCCUGCACCUCCUCCUUUGAUGUCAAAUGCACAUCUUCAUCAUCAUCAUAACAGUCCAAACAGGGACAGUCUACCACCGCCACCACCCCCUCCACCCCUGGGUGAAGAUGAGGAUCCAAGACGGUACCACCCUAGUCCAGAAAUUUCAAGAGUGCCCACCACUCAUCGACCAUCACCUGCAAGGCAAGAGGUGGAUCUGCCUCCCCCACCCCCUCCCCCUCCAAUGAGCCCAGAACAAAAUCUACCCCCUCCCCCACCCCCACCACCUGUGGAUACGGGGAUGGCACCCCCUCCACCCCCACCCCCUCCACCACCCAUGCCUAUGACUAAUGGUUUUGAUGACGAGAGUUCUUCAACUGGUUCUAGUUCCUUAAAAAUGGAUCUUAGCGCUUCUCCACAACUGAAACCAACGCCCAAACCACAGCCCAUGGUGGAUGAUAGAAGUAACUUAUUGGCACAAAUUCGACUGGGCACUCAUAAAGAUAAAUUGCGCAAGGUGGAAGAGAAGAAACAAGAGAGAGACAAGUCUGCACCGGGCGGUAACUUUGACGUUCAUUCCAUCAUGAACAGAGCAUUUGAAAUGCGCCGUAAAGUGAUAGAAGAAAGUGAAGAAGAAGACGGUUCUUCAGACGAUGAAUGGGACUUGUACAGCUUACAAGAAAUAGUAGACAAUACACCAUUUCACGAUGUCCUACUUAUCUUGGGAGACUUAAAUGCAACAGUUGGGAAAAGCAACCAAGGAAGAGAAAGCAUCAUGGGUAAGCAAGGCUUAGGAGAAUGUAACAGCAAUGGAGAGAGACUGUGCACUUUCUGCCAAGAAAACAACUUGAUAAUUGGUGGAACUAUAUUUAUGCACAAAGAUAUCCAUAAGACAACAUGGAACUCCCCAGAUGGACAUACGAAAAAUCAAAUUGAUCAUGUCAUCAUCAACAAAAGAUGGAGAAGUAGCCUCCUGUAUGUGGUUGCAAAGCAAGGAGCAGACGUGGGAACAAAUACUUUGCCCAAGAAAGAGGAAAUGAGAGGAAUGGAUCUCGGAGAACACAUGGAAAAUAGUAGAACAACGAAAAGAAAAGAAAAAGAAAAGAAAAAGAAAAUCCUGUCCACUAAAUCAAAGAGACAAAAAGACCAGCUCCAAGCAGAAUAUCGGACUAUAGACAAAGAAGAAAAAUGCAAGCGCAGACAGAAAGCUGGUAAAUUUCAGACAGCAGAUUUACCAGUAAAAGAUAAAAGAGGAAACGUCUUAUCCAAAGAAGAAGAUGUACAGAAACGAUGGAAAGAACAUUUUGAGGAAGUGUUCAAUAUAAAUUAUACAGGAAAUGAGGUCCUGAUAGCACCAGCCAUUAGCAUACUGGAUAUUAAUACAGAUCCACCCAGUAUGAAGAGAAUCAUGCCAUUGAUACAAAGAUGUUUGGAACCCAUCAACGUUAGUCGGGUAGAGGUAGAGAAGGGCAUUAAAAAUGAGCUGGAAUGUGUGACCAAUCACACGCUCAGUAACAUCAUUCUACAGCUCAGCAACCUCAGUAAGCAUGCGGAGGACAUGUUUACCGAGCUGUCACAGGAAGUGCAGACAUUCACGGACCGUACGCGGCAGCUCCAGGGUAGAAUAGACCAUCUACAGGAGAAGGUCACCAGGCUAGACGCUGCUGGAGAACUGGUGUCCAUCCAUGAUAUACACCUGAGGAAACCUUACAAGAGUUCUACCAAACAUAACCAACAGGUUGUGUCCAGAUCUACAAUACCACGGUGUAUACUGAAGGUCUACAGUCAGUGUGAGGCCACGCCGGCUCUGGACAAACUUAACCCUUACAGAGAAGAUGGUACGAAUAGUAUGAAGUUUUACACAGAUCCAGGAUAUUUCUUUGAAUUAUGGUUCCAAGAUAUGCAAAAAGAUAUAGAAAAAAAGAAAGCGGAACUAAAAGACAUAAGGCAAAAUAGACCACAGAAGCCAAAUCAGCAGAAGAAAGCCCCUCCACAGGUGCAGACAGUAGUGGAGAAAUACCAAGAUAUGAAGCAGGGAGUAGAGUUUUCCAACAAAUCAUAUAGGGCUGAUCCCGCUUUACUAUAUAUACAAAACAACCAAUCACGACCAGCAAGCUUAGAGGUGCAAAUGCAAAAAGCAGAAAAUAAUAACAGGGUCUCAAGACCUCCACAGAAUGGGCCACAGUAUUCUCAGGAUGUGUCAAGACAGUCUAACUUUCAAACUGAGAGCUAUAAUUACAUUGGCCAACCUGGAAGUCACCAUCCUCAAAGCAUUCAAAACCAUUUAUCUUCUCAACAGAGCUGCAUGUCAAAAAUGUCACACCGAAGAUCUUCUGGCAGUAUUGGUGCCUCGAGGCCCAGUCAGCCCCCUCGUGCACCCCCUCCUUUGAUGCCAAAUGCACAACAGUAUCAUCAGAAGAGUCUAAACAGGGACAGUUUACCACCGCCACCACCCCCUCCACCCCUGGGUGAAGAUGAGGAUCAGCUUAGUCCAGAAAUUUCUAAAGUGCCCAUCACUCAUCGACCUUCACCUGCAAAGCAAGAGGUGGACCUGCCUUCCCCACCAAUGAGCAUAGAACAAAAUUUCCCUCCUCCCCCAUGUCCACCACUUGUGGAUGCAGGGAUAGCACCCACACACCCUCCAUCACCCAUGUCUAUGGCUAAAGGUUUUGAUGAUGAGAGUUCUACUGGAUUUAGUUUCCUAAAUAUGGAUCUUAGUGCUUCUCCACAACUGAAACCAAAGUACCAACCUCAGCCCGUGGUGGAUGAUAGAAGUAACUUGUUGGCACAAAUUCGACUGGGCAAGCAAUUGCGUAAGGUGGAAGAGAAGAAACAAGAGAGAGACAGGUCUGUACCAGAUGGAAACUUUGAUGUUCAUUCCAUCAUGAACAAAGCACUGGAAAUGCGUCGUAAAGUGAUCAAGGUACGUAGAGAGGAGGAUGACUCUUCUGAAGGUGAAUGGGAAUGAUCAGCAUUAACUCCAGACUUAUACUAUCCUAAAAUGUAAACGCUGCAGUUAUUUUUGUUGAUUGAGUAUCCAUGACAACAGGCUUUUCUCCAAAGACCCAACUUUUAAUGAAAUAUUUGAAGAGAUGAAUGAUGUGUAACUUGAAAAGAUCUACACGCGGCUUUGUAGUCAGCUGAUGCAGUGAUGAUGUAUUUGUAACACAUAAUAAAAGUAUAUAAGAAAAAAACAUUAGAAGAUUG
Molecule: messenger RNA, 4293 nt
Organism: Saccostrea cuccullata (small rock oyster)
Lineage: Eukaryota; Metazoa; Mollusca; Bivalvia; Ostreida; Ostreidae
Exons: 14
Coding region: 146-4054 (1302 amino acids)
Biological process (GO): actin cytoskeleton organization; positive regulation of Arp2/3 complex-mediated actin nucleation
Cellular component (GO): cytoskeleton; SCAR complex
Molecular function (GO): Arp2/3 complex binding; actin binding; protein kinase A regulatory subunit binding
Source: RefSeq, a predicted model, not a curated record